GUAUCCUGCAUUGGGGAUUUGAUUUAAAGAGACUCUUACCCAUUUUGCAGCAGUGUGUUCCUUCCUUGAUUGUUAAUUCCAUAGGUCCCUCCUUUUCAAGUUACAAUCUGAUGAUAGAGAAAACUAAUGAAGAAUGGCAACAAAAAUGCAGAGUAAAAGUUACCUUCCAGGAUAUUGUUCCACACAGGCUGUCGAGAACACAAGUAGCUGGUUUGGCUACUAUCAAGAUGAAAAACCAAGUUCACAUCUCUGCAGUAAUUAUGUACAAAGUCUGGUGAAUAGUUGCUCAGAAAAUGAUAAAGAAAUGCUAAAGCAUACGAUGCUUGAACAUGACAUGAUAUUCCAUAACCAGGUGUAUGAACUUCAUCGUCUCUAUAAAACACAGAAGGACCUUAUGACCAAGUUUCAAACUAGAGGACUCUAUGGAUCAUCUAUUGUUGCAGAAGCAUCACUUUCAAACUCUUUUACAUCUCAAAUGCAAUCUGAGUGCCUUGAAAAGAGAUCACAGACAUCCCAUCAUGUAGGAAACAACAGCUAUGGAAAGACAGUUCUUGCUUGUAAUGAUAGAUUCCACUUUUGUUUCACUAGGGAAGAUAGUGUUCAAUCUCAUCCCAAUCCAUUACUGAAUGGAGAUUCUGAAAAGGACAGCAAGGAACUAGGCCCUGAGAAGCAGAAAAAGUUUGACCUUCACCUUCCAGCUCAUGUAUAUAUAGACAUUGAAGAUACUGAUGAAUCAGAUCAGAAAAUAUUUUCUGUGCUUCCAUACACUCCUAGUAUUCCCAAGAAUGCAACUUACUCUUUCUCCAAUGAGAAUGAUGCAAAACUAACUAUAGGGAGUAUUCAUAAAGAGGAUCAGCGCGUAUCGAACUUGCUUACGCAGAUCAACAUAUCAACCUGCAGCAUGAUUGAUUUAAAUAAGCCUGCAAAAGGUGUAAAUUCAGAAGGACCUUCAAACUCACGAUCUCUUCACUUGCUUGGCUUGAAGACACACAGUGAAUCAAAUGAAAUGCACCAUUCAUCUGUGAGAUCAAGUACUAGUAUCAGUGACAGGCAUUGUGUUCAACAGAUUUCAUCAGAUUACUUGUAUACAGAUGUACUUCCAAAAAGAGAAUGGCCUUUGUGUAGACUUGAAUGCGGUAAAAGUAGCAAUUCUGUGGAUUUUCUUGCUCGAACCUCUGCUAACAGUAACACCCCAACAGUGAUGCAUGGGAAUUUGCAGUUGAACACUAACACACAUAGAAAUAAUCAAACUCUUCCAUUUUCUCAUUGCCCAGAGAAAUGGUCCGGACAAAAGCUAUCAGCCAGAGUCACUCACUUCAAUAGCUCGGUGCCUGCUUCUGUCACAACUCCGCAGGCUGGUUUAAUCAGUCCUGCACCUACAUUUGUUUCAUCUUGGGCAAAACCUUCAACAAGCACGAAUGACAAGUCAUCUGUAGUUCAAGCUCUUCCUUCUUUUCGUCCAUCAUCAAAUCCUAGUAAUGAGAGUUUGUCUAUCGCCAAUCAAUUUCCUAUCACUUGUGAAAAGAGUGGGAGUUCUAGGAACUCAAUCACAGGCCUCAAACAUGGUAUUUGGGUCUCUCGCACAAAUUUUUUUUGCCAUGGUACUCAUCAUUGUUCUGAUGCCACACAUCUAAAGCACAACUAUGUUAAACAAGACCAGAAUGAUCAUCAUAAUCAAACUCUUCAUAGCAAUCUACCAAAGGAUGAUCAGAAUGGUUACCUGAGAAGGGACUUGGAAACCUCAAUGAAUAUAAACCUAAAUCAAGCAUAUCAGAAUGUCACUGAAGACAAUCAUUCUGUCAGAGUGGAUACCUGUGAUCAUCUUGCCGAGAGCAAAUACGGUAAAUUGUCAUUGCCAUCAUGGCUCAACGAUAGAACAUAUUUUGGCGAGUCCAAUGACUUUAAGCAGCUUGCUACCAAGGUAGAUUAUAGCUUCUUGAAUAGACGUGUGCAACUCAGUUCAAGGACACAUGCUGUUACUCCAGAAGUCGAGAGGGAAGAGGAGAGAUUAAUUUCUCCGGGUAAGGAAGAACAUCUAAACAACAGUACAAAGAUCUUGAAAAAUGAUGACAACAUGAUUCUUACAGACUUGGACUUUGUGACGGAGAAAAAGACUCACAUCGGUGAUUUGUAUAGUGCAAUAUGUGAUGGAAAGAACAUAGAAAGGGUUAGGAAUCACAUUAAUUUGAAUGUUGAGUUUCCAUGUGUAGCUCAUCCUAGGCUAUCAGAGGAACUCCAUGAUUGUGAGGUAGUGACUUCGCCGCACUCUUCACCAACCUUCUCUGCAAAAACUAAUGUCAUCAAUUUGGAAACACCGAUAUCUCAAUCUGAAAUGGGCAGCUUAAAUCAGCAUAACCAUAUUCCAUCAUGCAAGAAAGAUGCUUCAGAAGAACUGGUCCAUUCUGGCAAUACACUUCAAUUGGCUGCCCAGAACUUAAUUGAUCUCUCCAGGGAUUGGCGUUAUUGCUCGGACAGGAUCACUCCUAACAUGUUAGUAAAAGCUGCAUAUGACACCUUGUCAUGGCUUGCAGAGGUUGUUGCAUCCCGCAGUGCAGAAAAUCCAAAUCUGAUAUCCGAUGGCGUAGAUUGCAGCACUCAAUCUUCAGGCGAUGAUGAUAUUGAUAUAUUUGAGGCCAUGACUCUAAAUCUGAAAGAGAUUGAGAUGGAUCAAUCUCAGCCCAAGGAAAUCAACAACAAAGAUGACAAAGAAGACACGGAAGAUACUGGAGCAGCCUCCAUGCUUUUCACAAAGCCUCGGCGCGGCCAGGCAAGAAAGAGAAGGCAGAGAAGGGACUUCCAGAACGAUAUCCUCCCCAGCCUCACAUCAUUGUCAAGGCACGAAGUGACAGAGGAUCUUCAAAACAUCAGUGAGAUGAUGAAAGCAUCAGGUAGGCCUUGGCAGACAAGCUCAACAAGAAGAAACAAAUGCAGAAAUGAAAUGAAGCCUCAAACAAGUAGGCAACCCAGAGAUUUAACCAUCACCAUUGGGGAGGUUCAGGCCAGUGAAAGCAGUAUGAUUGGAUUGGGGAGGACAACAAGCCGACUUCGUCGACAAAGUUGCCCACCUGGUGCUCUCCCUGCUUCAACAUGAAAAGAGCACCAUGCUUGCAUUCAAUUAUACAAGUUAUCACAUUGAUCGAUAUCGUUUAUACGGGAUACUGUCACACUGCAUUAUAAAUUUUGCAUUUCUAGCUCAAGGAGAAGAGUGAGAAUGAAGCUUAGGCAUCAGAAUUGAUUCAGUAGAUAUUGUGAAGUCUCAAGUCAAUCUGUUUGUAGACACUGCUAAGAAUUUGUCAAGCUAAGCUCUCACUAUGAACUGUUGAUAUAUGAACAGGACGUAUCGGGUAUAUGAC
Molecule: messenger RNA, 3353 nt
Organism: Zingiber officinale
Lineage: Eukaryota; Viridiplantae; Streptophyta; Magnoliopsida; Zingiberales; Zingiberaceae
Exons: 4
Coding region: 134-3091 (985 amino acids)
Source: RefSeq, a predicted model, not a curated record